This is a messenger RNA of Clunio marinus, 321 nucleotides long. NCBI's taxonomy places the organism in Eukaryota, Metazoa, Arthropoda, Insecta, Diptera, Chironomidae. The record is from the annotation of a GenBank genome assembly.
AUGACGAUGGGAGUUCUUCUCUCUGUUGUUAUGCCAUUUUCGCUGAUACUUUCUCCCAUUACCGAACUCAUGAAUGACUUUUUACGUUUUCAUAACAAUUGGAAUAAUCAGCAGUCGUUUAAAGAAACAACGAACAUUAGUAUUCAUCAAAUAUCUACUUUCACUCAUUGGAAAUGCAUCACAAAUUUGCCGAUUAAUGAAAAUGUUAAACAAUUUAAACAGCUAUUAUCAAUCAUCGUCAUUAACGAUUUACUUUGGCAAUCGUGGCACUCGAAAAAAGAGAAGAAGGAAUUUUAUUCUGAUUUCAAUUUCAUUAUCUAA